This is a messenger RNA of Orussus abietinus, 919 nucleotides long. RefSeq lists its product as uncharacterized. The transcript is spliced from 3 exons. The coding region runs from base 105 to 545 and encodes 146 amino acids. NCBI's taxonomy places the organism in Eukaryota, Metazoa, Arthropoda, Insecta, Hymenoptera, Orussidae. The record is from RefSeq and is a predicted model, not a curated record.
GUACAAGUAAGUCAUGUCUUUAAGAUUAUUAUCAACUUUCCCGAUGUAAUAAUUGAAGAUAGACAAACAGCGAAUGACUAUAAUGUGUAAGUCUGGAUAUAAUAAUGCCAUUGUACUAUUCGGGGUUAAAUGCCAGUGCCUUGUUUUUAACCGAUGAUGAACCAGUGGUUAUUGUCGAUGGAUUUAAGGAAAUACCAUUCAAAGGGCUAACCUCAUUUGGAAUAGGAUGGAAUUAUUUUCUUCUGUGGAAAGAGUCGGAGCUUUACAUUACUGGGAAACUCAAUGUAAAUGAUAUAUGCAUUGAAGAGCAACCUCGACUAUUAAAGAUUCCAGAGAAAGCACAAGAUUGUAAGGAGGCAGCAGUUGGGAGGGAAAGUAUUAUGAUCGUUUCAACGAGUAAUGACAUUUGGCAAUAUAAGAUUUAUGAUAAUGUAUGGAGGAAAAUUGCAAGUUUCAUUCCAAGAAACGAUGAUUCCGAUGAGGAGCAUGUUGUGAAAAUCGUCCAAGGCGGUUGCACUGUGGCUUUAACGAAUUUGGGUAAAUAGUCUGAUUAUAAUACAAUACUUAUAAAACAUGUUUUAAUGGUUUGAAAGGGAAUACCUAUCAUAUAAGAUUAUCAAUGGGUUAGUUUUUCGCUAUUUUUUGCGAUUAGUGCAAAGAGUUCCUUGAAACUGUGAUAAGUGCAUGCCCAAGUCAAAAAGACUUAUUAUUGAUUUAUACAACUGUAUAUUACAAAUUUUAUGAUGUCAUGAUCACUAAAACACGCUUCACAGGGAAGAUUGAAACACUAUUUUAUUAAUUUAAAAUGAUAAGGAAAAAUAGAAAUUAAUUUGAUUUUUCAAAAAAUAUUGUUCAAUAUAAUGCGAUUUUACCAAUUGGUUCGUAAUUUUAACGAUUCGAAUAUUCAGGCGAUAAUUUU